Phytophthora sojae is the source of this 756-nucleotide messenger RNA. RefSeq lists its product as hypothetical. The record is from RefSeq and is a predicted model, not a curated record. Gene Ontology annotation, cellular component: PRC1 complex. The transcript has 7 exons. Bases 1 to 756 code for a protein of 251 amino acids. Gene Ontology annotation, biological process: regulation of transcription by RNA polymerase II. Lineage: Eukaryota; Oomycota; Peronosporomycetes; Peronosporales; Peronosporaceae. Gene Ontology annotation, molecular function: metal ion binding.
AUGUCGACGUCGAGCGCCGCGCUCGCUCCGUCGCUGGACGACUCGUCCUGUAACGUUAUGUUCGCAGAGGCGCGCACUGAAACACUGCGCAUGGCCGAUAUCAACGAGUUCCUCAUCUGCAAGCUGUGCAAGGGGUACUUGCGGGACCCGUACACGGUCAAAGAGUGUCUGCACACCUUCUGCCACGGCUGCAUUCGAGGCUUCUACCUGUACGACAGCACCAAGUCUUGCUCGUGUCCGACGUGCCACGUGCGUCUUGGUGCCAAGCCAUGGGCCCACAUCAUCCCAGAUCCAGCGAUGAAGGAGCUGACAGAGAAGCUGCUGCCUGACUACAGGGCCAAGGAAGAAGAGGAAGAGAGCGUGUUCUACGCGAAGCUAGGGAUUAAACGCAAGCGCGUUGAUGCUCCAGCUACGCCACGCCGAUCCCGCAUGAAGACGAGUGGCCCACGAGGCCCGUCGCCAGGAAACAUGAUCCCGUUCGAGAUUUACCCUCAACGCGGCCCUGCGGUCCCGCUGUUCCUGCAGCUCAACAAGUUGCACGCGCCUUGCAUGAAUACACAGGCUCAAUUCAAGAUUAUCAGCCUCCGCAAGUACCUGUCCAAGAAGCUGAAGGGAGUAAAGCCCGAGGAGAUCGAGAUCCUGUGCAAGGGUGUGGCCGUUGGGCCGGAAUACUCGCUCGAGUUCAUCCGUCGCACGCGCUGGAAAGAGAACUCGAAGAUGAUUCUCGAGUAUCGGCGGCAGAUUGUUGCCCCGUAG